CCGGAAACAUCAUCUUCAGGAAGAGCGCGAGGAACUUCAACGCGCCCAUGUGCAAAGCCGCGGAUAUCUCGGUGGUGGAGGUGGAAGAAAUCGUUGACGUGGGGGCUUUCCCCCCAGAGGACAUCCAUGUCCCUAGCAUUUACGUGGAUCGCGUGAUAAAGGGGCCGAAAUAUGAGAAGAGAAUCGAGCGGAUGAGGUUCCAGGGACAGAAGACUGGAGAAGUCCUAGACAAGGACGACCCCAAAGUACGCAUCAUCAAACGGGCAGCUCUGGAGUUCGAGGACGGCAUGUACGCCAACCUGGGCAUCGGGAUCCCGCUGCUGGCCAGCAACUACAUCAGCCGGGACAUGACCGUGUACCUGCACAGCGAGAACGGCGUCCUGGGCUUGGGCCCGUUUCCUCCCAAAGCUGAGAUGGACGCGGAUCUCAUCAACGCGGGCAAGGAGACGGUGUCGGUGGUUCCCGGGGGCUGUUUUUUCGCCAGCGAUGAAUCCUUCGCUAUGAUCCGAGGGGGACACCUCCACCUCAGCAUGCUCGGAGCCAUGCAGGUGUCCAAGUACGGCGACCUGGCCAACUGGAUGAUUCCCGGCAAGAAGGUGAAAGGAAUGGGCGGUGCGAUGGAUCUGGUGUCCAGUCUCAAGACCAAAGUGGUGGUCACCAUGGAGCACUGCACGAGGAACAACACCCCCAAGAUCAUGGAUAAAUGCACCAUGCCGCUGACCGGGAAGCGCUGUGUGGACCGCAUCAUCACCGAGAAGGCCGUGUUCGACGUGCACAAGAAGAAGGGGCUGACGCUGGUGGAGCUCUGGAAGGGCUUGACCGUGGACGACAUCAAAAAGAGCACGGGGUGCGCCUUUAACGUGUCCCCCAACCUCAAGCCCAUGCAGCAGGUGGCGACCUGAGCCGGGAGGCAGCCCUUGGGCGCGGAGCCUGGGCCUCCCAGGGCUGGCUGCUGCCCUCUCAGACUUCACUGCACAGAUGGUGUUCUCUCUGGAGGGACGUGACUUUAAUAAACACAGAAGGAAACCAGC
Messenger RNA from Microcebus murinus (gray mouse lemur), 1031 nucleotides. Its product is annotated as succinyl-CoA:3-ketoacid coenzyme A transferase 2, mitochondrial. Lineage: Eukaryota; Metazoa; Chordata; Mammalia; Primates; Cheirogaleidae. Gene Ontology annotation, cellular component: mitochondrion. Gene Ontology annotation, molecular function: succinyl-CoA:3-oxo-acid CoA-transferase activity. Gene Ontology annotation, biological process: ketone body catabolic process. The record is from RefSeq and is a predicted model, not a curated record.